AUCUACGUCUGAACCUCAACAGUCUCGACGGCGAGGCCGGGAUAUCAGAUAUCCCCCCUCUUGCUUCUCCCUAUCAUGCCUACACCGGAUGCUAGGACGCGGAGUACCGUGAGCCUAUCGCCGAAGGCGUUCUCCAAGUCAAUCCCCGGCCGUCACCUUCCCCAGCUCUUUCUCAGCAAUGUCCUGUUCGCAUUUGCACUGUACGCCGGAAAGGAAUGGCUGCUUGAGUUUGACGUGGGGGUGUUCUGGGUUCUCCUGCGAGUACUGGCGUGCGGCGGUGUUGGGGUACUUGUCUGGGAGAGUAGGACCGGUCAAUUGGCGAAGCGGAACUCGAUAGAGUGGUCCGUUCUGGGCAUGGCCUCGUUUCUGCUAUUCGUUCAGCAAGCAUCUCUGUUCACCGCGCUCUACCGGUUAUCCUCCAUGAGAGUUGCCAUGUUCUGUCUGUUCCCCACACUCUGGUCGGACGCGUCUUCCUCAUCCUCAAAGCUCCUCGUCACCACGAUAGGAGUUGCAGUAUCCAUCUUGACCGACUCGCUAUUGACUUGGGACGGCUUCCAUCGCGUCUUCCCCGGAUAUGGCGCGUUAGUGCUGCACGCCGCCGCGUCCGCCGGCUUCGAGCACACCCUGCAAGUGCUAGCACCCGCCGUCGGUACAAGGUUCGCGAUCGCAGCCAGCGUUCUCGGCGCAUCCGCCUUCGCGCUCCCCCUCUACGUCUUCCGGAUGGUAGUCCUCGACUUUCCCACAACCCCUGUCCUUCCCCUCCUCUCGCUGGCCGUCCUCCCCAUGCUAGCAUACUCUAUCCUUUUCCUCACUCCCAUGACCGCCCGCUCCCUGAAGACCCUGUCACUCACCCCGCAACACUUCCUCAUCUCCUUCCCCACCACCAAUGUGGUGGCCGCCCUCCUCGGCCCGUUGGCCUUCAAUCAGUACCCGCAGUGGGCAGACCUGGUCAUCGUAUCGUGCCUCUUCUACGGGCUAUUCCCUCGGAGCGUCAGCUCCCUCACGCGACCGCCGCAGACGCCCACAACGCGCCUGCUGCGGUCGUACAUCAAGACCAUACUUGCGAACCCAGAUUCGCGCAAGAUAUUCUACUUCUUGCUGCUCAACCUGUGCUAUAUGCUGGUGCAGAUGCUAUACGGCGUGUGGACGAAUAGUCUGGGACUCAUAUCCGAUGCGAUCCAUAUGGCGUUCGACUGCAUGGCCAUCGGUGUUGGGUUGUUCGCAUCCGUCAUGGCGAAAUGGGAACCCAAUGAGAGAUUUACCUAUGGCUACGGACGUAUAGAAACAUUAUCCGGUUUCGCAAAUGGCAUCUUCCUCAUCCUCAUCUCGAUCUUCAUUGUCUUCGAAGCGAUCCAGCGCAUCUUGGAGCCGCCCGAGAUGAACACGAACCAGCUGCUGUUUGUUAGCUCUCUGGGUUUGGGCGUGAACCUAUUUGGCAUGUUCGCGAUGGGAGGACAUCAUCAUCACCACCAUGGUCACUCACACGGACACGAUCACGGCCACUCGCACGGGCACGAUCAUGGGCAUUCGCACUCGCAUUCACACUCGCACUCGCACUCGCAUGGACAUGAACAUGAUCACGGCCAUGACCAUGGUCACUCGCAUGAACAUGAUCAUGACCAUGCGCACGAACUUGGACACUGCGACCACGACCACGAUCACGACCAUGACCACUCUCCACUACAGACCGCGCGUCCCCUCCCCGGACUACCUGUUCUCGCCUUCGAUCCGCCAACACCGUCGCUGGCGAGUCCGCCGUCGCUCAAUGGGAUAAAUGGUCACUCGUCGCAUGGAUCGCUGCACUCGUUCUCUUCGGGCCACACCCAUGAUCAUGACCAUGACCAUGACCAUGACCACGAACAUGAACAUGACGGGCACCAUAGCCACGAGCCGCACGAUCACGAGCACGAUCACGAGCAUGAACACGACCAUGGACAUGGACAUGAUCAUGAACCACUGGUCAAGCCCAGCGAACCGCUCCGCCCGUCAACGCUCAAGCGUCAGUUCACCGGGCCCGCCAUCAAGACCAAGCCCGAGCAUUUCCGCGCGCAGUCCAUGUCGUCGCUCUCUGUUCCCUCCUUGAACGGGAAUGGACUCAAUGGCGGCGCGUCGAAACAUUCCCACUCCCAUGGGCGUAAACCGACGCUCUCAGCUAUUAACCCCGCCGUCGCCGCGCUGCAACAUGAUUCUGUGCCGUCGCCAAUGACGCCGAGCUACCGCUUCACGCACGAUGACCACCUCGAGACGCACCAUCACCAGCACGGUGCGCAUACGCAUAGCCAUGGCGAGAGCUGCGACGGAGGGCAUCACCACCACCAUGAUCAUGAGGGUCAUAGUCACAACAUGCGUGGCGUGUUCUUGCACGUUAUGGCGGAUACCCUUGGGUCGGUCGGUGUUAUUGUAUCGACGCUCCUGAUCCAGUUCUAUGGCUGGACAGGGUUCGACCCGAUCGCAUCGCUGUUCAUUGCUAUAUUGAUUGCGGCGAGCGUAGUCCCGCUGGUCAUAGACACAGGGAAGGUGCUCGCCUUAGAUGUCGGCGACCGCGAGAGCGCCAUCAGCGAGGCGCUAUCUGAGCUCCACUCCAUCGAUGGCCUCGCCGGCUACACCUCUCCACGCUUCUGGCCUAAAGACGCCUCGACGUUUAUUGGGUCGAUCCACAUCCAACUUGCGCCCUCCGCCGCCUCUUUCGACCCGUCGCUACCGUACUCAACUCGCGGGACGACGUACGCGCGACUGGACCGCGUCGUUGAGCGCGUGGACGCUCUGUUGAAGAACAGGAUAUCGGGUCUCGAGGAGCUCGUGAUACAGGUGGAGGCUGGCGGGCCGCCGUAGCAGAGGGCCAGCGUAUGUGGACUAUUGUAACUGUACAGCAGGAGUUUUCGUUUCGUGCGUAUUUAUUGCUUGCUUGGAUCGCCUGA
Messenger RNA from Schizophyllum commune H4-8, 2918 nucleotides. Its product is annotated as cation efflux protein. Lineage: Eukaryota; Fungi; Basidiomycota; Agaricomycetes; Agaricales; Schizophyllaceae. Gene Ontology annotation, molecular function: zinc ion transmembrane transporter activity. Bases 76 to 2832 code for a protein of 918 amino acids. Gene Ontology annotation, biological process: zinc ion transport; intracellular zinc ion homeostasis; transmembrane transport. Gene Ontology annotation, cellular component: membrane; Golgi apparatus. The transcript is spliced from 12 exons. The record is from RefSeq and is a predicted model, not a curated record.